AUGUUUAACAGCCGCUCCUUCGACAUAGUCGCCGCCUACAAGUCCGUGCGCCUCGACAACGCCGACGAGGAUGGGGACAGCAGCAGCAAGGACGCCCUCCCGGCAGACUUCUUCGAUGCGCCCGCGGAGGACGAAGAGGGUGGCCGCUUCUUUGGCGGUGGUGUUGAUAAGAAGCAGGCUGAGAUUCUAGACUACGUUGACGAGCGGGAGCGCGAGGACGGCGCGGCUGCGGUAGAGACGAUUGACACGGCAUGGCUGCGGCGUACGGCGCUGGCGUUUGAGAAGAAGAUCAGCAAGAAUGCCGAGAUGCGCGGCAAGUUUGAGGAUGAUCCACACAAGUUUAUGGCAUCGGAGGCGGACCUCGACGCGGAUAUCAAGGCGCUCAGCGUGCUGUCGGAGCAUCCGGAGCUGUUUGAGGAGUUUCGCAAGCUGGGAUGCCUCGGAAGUUUGGUGGGACUGCUGGCGCAUGAGAAUACGGACAUUGCGAUUGAUGCCGUCGAGGUAAUUAGUGAGCUGACGGACGACGAGGUAGAGGCGGAACCGGAACAGUGGAGCGCGCUGGUGGAUGGAAUGGUGGAAGCGCAGCUGUUGGAGAUGUUGGCCUCGAACCUGGAGAGGUUGAACGAGAGCAUUGAGACAGACCGACACGGCGUAUAUCACACUCUUAGCGUAUUCGAGAACCUGGCUUCCCAGCAAUCCCUAGCAGACCAAAUCGUCAGCACGACCCCGCUCCUCCCAUGGCUCCUCACGCGCAUCCAAGCCCGGGAAUCCCCGAUCUCCCAGAACAAACAAUACGCAGCCGAGCUGCUCGCCAUUCUUCUCCAAUCCUCACCUCCUAACCGCCGCAAACUCACCUCCCUAAACGGCGUUGACAUCCUCCUGCAGCUGCUCUCCCCUUACCGCAAGCGCGAUCCCGUAAAAGGCGGUGACGAGGAGGAGUUUGUCGAAAACAUCUUCGAUGCCCUUACCGCCAUUGUAGACGAACCUGCCGGAAAGGAAAACUUCGUGGAAGCCGAGGGUGUCGAGCUCGCGCUCCUCAUGCUGCGCGAAGGCCGCAUGGCAAAGCCGCGGGCUCUCCGCCUCCUUGACCACGCAGUCGGUGGCCUGCAGGGCGCGCCGGUCGCGCUCAGGAUUGUAGAUGCCGCCGGGUUGAAGACACUGUUUGGCAUGUUCAUGAAGAAGAGCGACAGCGCUACGACAGAGCACCUCCUCGGUAUUUUUGCCGCGCUGCUGAUGCUGCUGCCCGCAGAGUCAUCGGCGCGCAUCCGCACGCUGGCCAAGUUUGUCGAGCGCGACUACGAGAAGAUCGCUAAGCUCCUCAAGCUGCGAUCCGGGUAUGCAGCACGACUCGGAGUCGUGGAGCGGGAAAUUGCGGCGCAGAAAGCAGCGAUGGAAGAGGAGGCGGAGGAGGACAUAGAGGAUAUGCGGGAGGAGUGGGAGUCGCGGCGGCUGGAUGCUGGGCUGUUUUGCGUGCAGGUUGUAGACCUGGUGCUGGCGUGGUUGUGCGCCGAGGAUGACGCCGCAAGGAGUAGGGUCAAGGAGGGACUUGGGGGCAGCCUGGAUGCUGUGAGGAGGACGCUGGAAGCGCAGAUUGGCGAUUUGGCGGCGGCGGCGGAGGCAGAGGCGGAGGGCGAGGCGGCGGAGACGAGGGAUAUGCUCAGUACGCUGGUCAGGUUCUUGUAG
Molecule: messenger RNA, 1683 nt
Organism: Morchella sextelata
Lineage: Eukaryota; Fungi; Ascomycota; Pezizomycetes; Pezizales; Morchellaceae
Exons: 4
Coding region: 1-1683 (560 amino acids)
Cellular component (GO): spliceosomal complex
Molecular function (GO): protein binding
Source: RefSeq, a predicted model, not a curated record